AAGUUUAGGGUUAGGCAUAAGGUUAUCAGUGAGGUUAAGGUUAGCGUUAGGCUUAACGUUUGAUUUUAAUAAGAUAAAUUGAAGAAAUAGGCGGGGUUUAGCCAUGGUUAUGACUUUGUCGCUGUGGUAACUAGUGACGACCGUGGAUCGGGAAGUAUAGCGCCAUAAACACGGUACAGAUGUCAGUAGGAAUGGUCUAAACACCCAAGAAGAGCGAACUGGUAUUUUUUUGUGAGUUUGUAGAUAAUCACUCUUCACCAAAUGACGAACUGAAAAGGGGUCUGUUUGUCAACUCCCACUGAGAAGAAUGAAGGGGUUAUUCCUGGUAGAGCCACUGGUAGCCUUCUAUUCCUUUGCCAGUUUCCUGGUCUACCCCUUGGUACAACAGUAUGUGUACAGGAGACUAUGGCAGGAGCUGACCAACACCACCUACCCUGUCUCUGACAACACCUCACGCUGCGAUCCUUCCAACACCAGCAGCCACCAUGAGGAGGUCCAGAAGGCGGCGUCUCUCUUCUCCCUCUACACCGAGCUCUUCUCCAUGAUCCCCUCCCUGGCAGUCACCCUCAUCCUCGUCGCCUACAGCGACCAGCGCGGACGCAAGAUCACCAUCAUCCUGCCUCUGAUUGGCUCUCUGUUCUACGUCCUGUCUUUCCUGGCCGUCUCCUUCUUCGAGCUCGACCUCUACCUCCUCAUCGUCUCGUCGUUCGUCAGCGCCCUGUUCGGGGGCUCGGGGACGUUCCUGGGUGGUUGUUUCUCGUACAUCGCUGACCUGUGUGAAGACGGACAGCAGAAGACCCUGCGUAUGGCCGGGGUGGACAUGGUGAUCGGCCUGCUGUCUGGAGUGGCCUCUCUCUCUACGGGAUACUUCCUCCAAGCAGCAGGUUUCAACUGGCCCUUCUUCACCUCUGCUCUGUUCCACUGUUUCAACCUGCUCUAUGCCGUCUUCAUCCUGGAGGAGACGCUCCAACGACCUCCAGAUGACCCCCUGGACGGAUCUCCGCGCCGCACCGCCAUGCGUCAGCUGGCCUGCGGGGUCUACCAGUUGUUUGCAGGGGCCAGCAGGAGGCGCAAUAUCCUCCUGGUGCUCCUCUUGCUCCUCUUCUGCUCCUUCUCCUUCGCCAACAUGGGCGGGCUCUCCAUGAUCACGCUGUACGAGCUCAACCAGCCGCUGUGCUGGACCGAGAUCCUGAUUGGCUACGGCUCGGCGCUGUCCACCACGGUGUUCCUGACCAGCUUCGUGGGCGUGACGGUGUUCUCUCGCUGCGGCGUGCCCGACCUCGUCAUCAUUCUCAUAGGGAUCCUGAGUGUCAUGGUGGGUAUGACCCUGGUGGCCUUCGCCAAGACCACGCUCAUGAUGUUCCUGGUGAGGCUUCCAAUGCUGCUGGCUAUCAUGCCGUUCCCCGUGCUGAGAUCCAUGAUGUCAAAGAUCGUAUCAAAGAACGAGCAGGGAGCGUUGUUUGCGUGCUUGGCGUGCCUGGACAGUGUGAGCAUCAGUGUGGCGAUAGCUGUGUUCAGUAGUCUCUACGCUGCCACGGUAAACUGGUACCCUGGAUUCUGCUUCCUGUUGUCUGCUGGACUCUGUGUCAUCCCCUUGGCAAUGCUAGCGGGUGUGGGGCUGCUGGGAGUAGAAGAAGGUAAAGAGGCCAAGGAGACUGAGGCCCUCAUCCCUGGAGAGGAAGGUCUCGCUGGGGACGAGAACGACAAUCCUCCCCUCACCUGAGACUGGAGUCCCGGAGUUGGAAGACAGGAAACUGGUGCACGUUUCACUUUUCUCUCUCUGUGUCAACGUCUGUUCUGACAGACAGCGCUACACUCUUAAUCCUCUGAGUAUAAAGCCAUCGGAGAGAUAGGAUUACCUCAGGUCAACUGCUCUGCUAUAAAGCCCUUUAGCAAAUAUGCACUAUUAGCACGCGUGUCACCUACUUACAACCUUGGAACCUUGGGCAGAAACAUUUUUAAAGGAAAUACAAUGUGUGAAUAUGUGCUAUGUUUAACUAUGUUUUUAAAAAAGUACAUGUUUUCAGAGCUAUUCAACUCUUACCCUACGAGGUCCUGAUUCCUGCUGGUUUUCUGUUCUACUUGAUAAUAAUUGCACUCACCUGUUGUCCCAGGUUACAGGUGUAACUAUGGGAGAAAAGCAAUGGAACUGGCUUCCAGGUCUCUACUGUAUAUAGGGCACUACUUUUGACCUGAUCCCUAUGCGCCCUGGUCAAAAGUAGUGCACUAUAUAGGGAAUAGGGUGCCAUAGGGCUCCGGUCAAAAUAUAGUGCACUAUAUAGGGACUAGGGUGCCAUUUUAGGGCACAUAUUUAUGUUUUUAAUAAUUGAUGCAGUCAUUCCAAUGCAUCUUAAAUCUAAUAUAAGGUUUAACUAGGUUUGUUUUGGGGGGUUAUGAGUGGAAUGAAAUAAUGAGAUCCUCCCAUCACUCAUCAUGGUGGAAUAAUGAGAUCCUCUUAUCACUCAGCAUGGUGGAAUAAUGAGAUCCUCUUAUCACUCAUCAUUGUGGACUAAUGAGAUCCUCCUAUCACUCAUCAUGGUGGAAUAAUGAGAUCCUCUUAUCACUCAUCAUGGUGGAAUAAUGAGAUCCUCUUAUCACUCAUCAUGGUGGAAUAAUGAGAUCCUCUUAUCACUCAUCAUGGUGGAAUAAUAAGAUCCUCUUAUCACUCAUCAUGGUGGAAUAAUAAGAUCCUCUUAUCACUCAUCAUGGUGGAAUAAUGAGAUCCUCCUAUCACUCAUCAUGGUGGAAUAAUGAGAUCCUCUUAUCACUCAUCAUGGUGGAAUAAUGAGAUCCUCUUAUCACUCAUCAUGGUGGAAUAAUGAGAUCCUCUUAUCACUCAUCAUGGUGGAAUAAUGAGAUCCUCUUAUCACUCAUCAUGGUGGAAUAAUGAGAUCCUCUUAUCACUCAUCAUGGUGGACUAAUGAGAUCCUCUUAUCACUCAUCAUGGUGGAAUAAUGAGAUCCUCUUAUCACUCAUCAUGGUGGAAUAAUAAGAUCCUCUUAUCACUCAUCAUGGUGGAAUAAUAAGAUCCUCUUAUCACUCAUCAUGGUGGAAUAAUGAGAUCCUCCUAUCACUCAUCAUGGUGGAAUAAUGAGAUCCUCUUAUCACUCAUCAUGGUGGAAUAAUGAGAUCCUCCUAUCACUCAUCAUGGUGGAAUAAUGAGAUCCUCUUAUCACUCAUCAUGGUGGAAUAAUGAGAUCCUCCUAUCACUCAUCAUGGUGGAAUUGUACGUUUUGUUGUGAUGCUGUACAGUAUACGUACAGGUUACACAGUGUAGACUAACCCAUCCCUAUCAUUAUCCAUAUCAUAAUCCCUAUCAUUAUCCAUAUCAUUGCAGAAGGUAAAUUAGCAAAUUGAUUGUUGCAUUUUUCGGUACGUACAAUUACUCCGAUUCCUAGAACAUCUUGGGGAAAAAAAUGUCAUAUUGGCUGGAUAUCUAACAAAGUGUAAAGGAAUAUUGGUCAGAUGUCUAACAGACAGAAAGUAAUAGCAGUAGUCUGCGUACUAGGGUGUUUUCAAGUGUCUAUGCCGUAUUAGCAGGUUUAGGGUAGCCUCCCUGUGCACAGAUGGGUAGUCUAUGGGUCACGCCCAUGUGUUUGUUCCACCUACCCGCUUAUAACAACCUGUUCAGCACUUUCUCAAUGUUUUCUCACAGAAACACAACAUGAAAGACUUGUGUAGACGCUCAAGGAACGACACGUUCUGUCUGGCCUGUGUAAUGGAUUCUGUCUGGCCUGUGUAAUGGAUUCUGUCUGGCCUGUGUAAUGGAUUCUCUCUGGCCUGUGUAAUGGAUUCUCUCUGGCCUGUGUAAUGGAUUCUGUCUGGCCUGUGUAAUGGAUUCUGUCUGGCCUGUGUAAUGGAUUCUCUCUGGCCUGUGUAAUUGGAUUCUCUCUGGCCUGUGUAAUGGAAUUCUGUCUGGCCUGUGUAAUGGAUUCUGUCUGGCCUGUGUAAUGGAUUCUGUGUGGCCUGUGUAAUGGAUUCUGUCUGGCCUGUGUAAGGAAUUCUGUCUGGCCUGUGUAAGGAAUUCUGUCUGGCCUGUGUAAUGACUCGUUAGCCUCCCGGUGAGCCAAACUGGUUGAAAAGACCAGUUUUAUCUCACCAGGCUAGUCCCAGGUCUGUUUUGUGUUCUUUCCAAUUCCAUUGCUGUCAUUGUCAAUGAUGUCACAAACCUCUGUCUCUCAGGCUAAUGACAUGAUGUCACAAACCGCUGUCUCUCAGGCUAAUGACAUGAUGUCACAAACCGCUGUCUCUCAGGCUAAUGACAUGAUGUCACAAACCUCUGUCUCUCAGGCUAAUGACAUGAUGUCACAAACCUCUGUCUCUCAGGCUAAUGACAUGAUGUCACAAACCUCUGUCUCUCAGGCUAAUGACAUGAUGUCACAAACCUCUGUCUCUCAGGCUAAUGACAUGAUGUCACAAACCUCUGUCUCUCAGGCUAAUGACAUGAUGUCGCAAACCUCUGUCUCUCAGGCUAAUGACAUGAUGUCACAAACCUCUGUCUCUCAGGCUAAUGACAUGAUGUCACAAACCUCUGUCUCUCAGGCUAAUGACAUGAUGUCACAAACCGCUGUCUCUCAGGCUAAUGACAUGAUGUCACAAACCUGUCUCUCAGGCUAAUGACAUGAUGUCACAAACCUCUGUCUCUCAGGCUAAUGACAUGAUGUCACAAACCUCUGUCUCUCAGGCUAAUGACAUGAUGUCGUUGAGUUAAACUGAAUGCUGGUUGACACAUCAACUUCCCUGUUACAAUAGUUAUUUUUCUUCCACUUCCAUUGAUUAACCACAUUGAUCAAUAACUCAGAAAUGAUCAACUGAUCAUGUAAAAAAAACAGCAUAGUCAAAUGGAUGCAAAGGACAGUAUUGGGGAAAUACGACUUUAGGUACAAAUGUUUAUUUUUAAUUUUUAUUUUGAGCCAUUGGUUGUGUGUUGUUUUAAUGUUUUAUAUAAUUUAAGAAUGCCACAAAUGUUUAAGUAACUGUAACAAAACAAAAAGUUUUAUUAAAAAUAAAGAAGUGUCCACAAUGUCUGACGGACUUUAUGAAAGUC
This is a messenger RNA of Salvelinus fontinalis (brook trout), 5047 nucleotides long. Its product is annotated as solute carrier family 46 member 3. Lineage: Eukaryota; Metazoa; Chordata; Actinopteri; Salmoniformes; Salmonidae. Gene Ontology annotation, biological process: vacuolar transmembrane transport. The transcript is spliced from 6 exons. Gene Ontology annotation, molecular function: transmembrane transporter activity. The record is from RefSeq and is a predicted model, not a curated record. The coding region runs from base 308 to 1723 and encodes 471 amino acids. Gene Ontology annotation, cellular component: lysosomal membrane.